GUCAGGUCACCCUCGGCCGCCCCUCCGGUCCCGCCUGCCCCGCGCUCCCGGUGCCCGCGGGGGCGCGCCCCUGACGCCCUACAUAUACUCAGGUGCGCCGCACCUGUCCGCCCGCACCUGCCUGUUCGCGGCUGAGCAGCCUCCCGCCCAGGGCACUUUGGGGACCUCCAGCCCCCAGGACGGCGCGGACACUGCCCGACUGCCUUUUGUGUGAGUAGGGUCGCCCAGAGCGCCGGAGGGGACCGCCCGGCCUUCGCGGAUCGCUCUUUGGACCCCCGGUCCUCGAGCGGAGCCUCUUCCUCGAGCUGAGACCCUCGCCCCGCCGGAAGGAUCGAUUUAUUUUCUCCGGGUGACAAAAAGAUUUGGGAUCACCCGACCCAAACCUUCUCUUUGGGUGACUUAAGACUCCGCCGCAAGUUGUCUUUCCGUGGGGCCGCCCCCCAAAUUUGCUUUGUUUCACCGCAGGGUCGCCCACCCGGCGUCCCCAACCUCUUCCGAGGGCGAACAUGGCCAACUCGGGCCUGCAGCUGCUAGGCUUCGCCCUGGCCCUGGUGGGCUGGGCGGGCCUGGUGGCGAGCACCGCCAUCCCGCAAUGGCAGAUGAGCUCGUACGCGGGCGACAACAUCAUCACGGCCCAGGCCAUGUACAAGGGGCUGUGGAUGGAGUGCGUGACGCAGAGCACCGGCAUGAUGAGCUGCAAAAUGUACGACUCGGUGCUGGCCCUGUCGGCGGCCUUACAGGCCACCCGUGCCCUGAUGGUGGUGUCCCUGGUGCUGGGCUUCCUGGCCAUGUUUGUGGCCACGAUGGGCAUGAAGUGUACCAACUGUGGGGGAGACGACAAAGUGAAGAAGGCCCGAAUAGCUAUGACCGGAGGCAUCAUUUUCAUUGUGGGAGGUCUUGCUGCCUUGGUAGCCUGCUCCUGGUACGGCCACCAGAUUGUCACGGACUUCUACAACCCCCUGGUCCCCAUGAAUAUUAAGUACGAGUUUGGUCCUGCCAUCUUCAUUGGCUGGGCAGGGUCUGCUCUGGUCAUUCUGGGAGGUGCCCUGCUCUCUUGCUCCUGUCCUGGGAGCGAGAGCAAAGCUGGGUACCAUGCACCCCGCUCCUACCCUAAGCCCAACUCUGCCAAGGAGUACGUGUGAGCUGGGACCCCCCCAGCCCCAGCCUGGCAGCCUCUGGUGUGCCCAGGUGCUGAAAUGACCUGGGGCAGAGCUCAGCCCAUGGGUGGGGUAUGGAACUGGAGCCUCGCCUCAUCACCCCGCACACCAUGUACAG
This is a messenger RNA of Nyctereutes procyonoides (raccoon dog), 1275 nucleotides long. RefSeq names its product claudin 7 (gene CLDN7). The coding region runs from base 507 to 1142 and encodes 211 amino acids. Gene Ontology annotation, cellular component: bicellular tight junction; plasma membrane. Gene Ontology annotation, biological process: cell adhesion; bicellular tight junction assembly. Lineage: Eukaryota; Metazoa; Chordata; Mammalia; Carnivora; Canidae. Gene Ontology annotation, molecular function: structural molecule activity. The transcript has 4 exons. The record is from RefSeq and is a predicted model, not a curated record.